AUGCCUAUGCUACACCCCUCAAUCGAGAACCCUUCACCUCAGUUGUUGAAGUCAAGCCCAGAGCGAGCCCUCGAGGAUGGACAGUGGAAACCAAAGUUUGCCCAUAUGACACGCUCUCGGCAUGGGAUGUCACUCCCCUCUUGGAUGGUUCCCUUCCUGCCCACACUCCUUACUGGGCGGACAAAUAGCGACAACAAUGUGAAUGAAAAGCAACGGUUAAUUAGCAGCAGGCCGACCGCAUACCUAGAUGGACUGCGAGGUUUUGCGGCUCUACUAGUCUACUGGGGACAUCAUCAACUUUGGGCCCACGAUGGCGGAGGGGUGGGAAAUGCCCUCGAGCUGGCCUACGGUUACGACGACAAGUACUAUUUCGCAUGCCUUCCUGGUAUUCGAACACUGUUUUCGGGGGGGCAUUUUGCCGUCAGCGUCUUUUUCGUGCUCUCUGGGUACGUUCUUUCAAUGAGGCCACUGGUAAACAUCCAGGAUGGCGAUUACGUUGGACUAGGUAAAUGCCUUUCCUCGGCCGUAUUUCGCCGAUGGUUUCGUCUAUAUAUUCCUGUCAUUUGCACAACAUUAUUCUACAUUACAUUUUUGCACUUGUUUAAGAUCACCGCUAUCCCAGAGCUUCAAGGAAGCUACCGCUCGGAGCUAUGGAAUUGGUACGCCGAGUUCAAGAAUUUCAGUUUCCCUCUCCGAACAGGCGGCGAGCCCUGGUUCACAUACAAUUUCCAUGCUUGGUCUAUCCCCGUCGAACAUCGAGGCUCUCUGGCUGUCUACACCGCCGUUCUCGCCUUUUCAAGAUUACACCGCAAUGCCCGGCUCCUAGGCGAAGUCGCGUUGGUUGUGUACUUUUUGUACAUUGCGGAUGGAGCACACUAUGCUAUGUUUAUUGCCGGCAUGCUUCUAAAAGAUCUCGACCUCCUCGCCAUACGAAAUGACUUGCCCCGCUUCUUUCUCAGACUGGUUCCCUUCAAGGCAACCAUCAUGACUGUUCUCUUCUAUGCAAGCCUUUAUCUUGGAGGGGUCCCCUCACAUACGGACAAUUUGCAACAAUUACGUGACUCAUCAGGGUGGUACCUCUUAUCCUUCCUAAAGCCACAGGCAGUGUUCGAUUACAAGUGGUUCUACCUGUUCUGGGCCGCUGUCUUUCUCGUCACAUGCACAUCUCAUCUUCAGUGGCUCAAGACAUUCUUUAACGCCCCAUUCAACCAGUACUUGGGCCGUAUUUCGUUUGCAUUCUAUCUGGUUCACGGACCGGUUCUGUGGACUUUUGGCGACAGGCUCUAUGCUGCAGUGGGUUUCGUACGCGAUUCACACCAUGAGAAUUGUCCCUGGUGGAUUAAUCGCCUCCCCUUGCCUAACGUUGGUCCUCUUGGGCUUGAAGUCAACUUUCUCGCCGCGAAUCUGGUUCUGUUGCCCUUGACUAUCUGGCUGGCAGAGGUCACGACUAGACUAGUUGAUGAGCCGGCGGUGAAGUUCUCUCAGUGGAUCUACCAAAGGGCGCUGAAUGACAAAACCUGA
Messenger RNA from Penicillium samsonianum, 1521 nucleotides. RefSeq names its product acyltransferase family protein. Gene Ontology annotation, molecular function: acyltransferase activity, transferring groups other than amino-acyl groups. The coding region runs from base 1 to 1521 and encodes 506 amino acids. Gene Ontology annotation, biological process: polysaccharide biosynthetic process. Lineage: Eukaryota; Fungi; Ascomycota; Eurotiomycetes; Eurotiales; Aspergillaceae. Gene Ontology annotation, cellular component: membrane. The record is from RefSeq and is a predicted model, not a curated record. The transcript has a single exon.